Molecule: messenger RNA, 819 nt
Organism: Penicillium pulvis
Lineage: Eukaryota; Fungi; Ascomycota; Eurotiomycetes; Eurotiales; Aspergillaceae
Exons: 2
Coding region: 1-819 (272 amino acids)
Source: RefSeq, a predicted model, not a curated record
AUGUCUUCUCCCUAUCCUCUUUCUUCAGACGCUGGUCGUCUGCCCAUUCUCACCAAGGCCGGACUUCGAUUGCUGGCCGCUCGCUACAUCAGCGGCGAGUUUGAAGCACGUUCCUGGGGUAAAACCCAGCUGUUAGACGAUUUCUGGGGCGAGGAGCCCACCGACGCCAUCAUCACUCCAUUGGCGACGACGUUCGCCCCCCUCCUCGCGCAACUCAUUUGCGCAAUCAGCGCUGGAGGGCCCACGCCGGCGUGGGUCCUCCGCGUUGUGCUGACGCCAGAAUUCCUCUGGCUGGGCCUCCAUCAGACUUCAUUCAGUCUGAUGGAGGUCGGCAAUAUCUCACCGGCCGACAUUUGUCGGGUUUCCCCGCUUAUCACCGCGGGUGUAAUCACAACAGGCCUCUCAUACGAUGAGAGCUGGGUCGCCCAAGGCGCUGCAAUGGAGCAGCACCUUCGGGUUGACCCACCGGUCAUAUACAACAUUGCCGUGGGGACGGGAGACCCUAACGACAUCAACAUGGACCGCCCAUGGACGCCGGUCACACCGACCUUCCCUGAUCCACUUACGGCUCCGCAAAUAAUUACUUUGCCGCCUAUCAUCACCCUUCCACCUCCCCCCACGAAGCCAAAGAGAGGCUGGCAGGAUGGAAACCCCGGAGAGGCGGGGAUCGAGACCGAGGAGAGGUCGAUGGAGAUGACUGGCGCCAAACUCGGCUGGGUGAAUGCAGAAUACAAGGAGUACGAGACCAGCUCGUGGAGACCCUCCGACGGUGGGACAUCGAAUCCUCCGAAGCGUAACUCGUAUCGGGAGACGAGAUGA